This is a messenger RNA of Nelumbo nucifera (sacred lotus), 1642 nucleotides long. Its product is annotated as alpha/beta-Hydrolases superfamily protein. Lineage: Eukaryota; Viridiplantae; Streptophyta; Magnoliopsida; Proteales; Nelumbonaceae. Gene Ontology annotation, molecular function: A2-type glycerophospholipase activity; lysophosphatidic acid acyltransferase activity. Gene Ontology annotation, biological process: phosphatidic acid biosynthetic process; lipid homeostasis. The record is from RefSeq and is a predicted model, not a curated record.
CAUUUCGUUUCUUUUGUUCACGCGAAAACGUGGUGGGAGACUGGAACUGGGAGCGAGUUCUCUCUCGAGUUUCGACCUCCAACCUCCCAUCCCUUCUGUGUUCUCUCCAGUGGUUAUCGUCACCUGGUCAGCCGGAGAGUCAAAGGUUGCCAUAUUUCGCUUGCGGAGCACGAUAGCCACUGCAGUUAUUAUCUCGAGCCGGCUCCCCUGUCGGUCUCAAAUGUAAUGAGCAGGCGUUGGUCGAGCUCGGUGGCGACGAUGGCGGAAGAAAUCAGCAAGGCUGACGUGGAAUCCUCUGCAGCAUCGACAUGGAAACGGAGAUUGGUGUGGCCCUCUGUUCUUCGUUGGAUCCCAACCUCAACCGAUCAUAUUAUAGCUGCAGAAAAACGUCUUCUCUCGUUAGUCAAAACUCCGUAUGUACAAGAACAGGUUAAUAUAGGAUCAGGGCCACCUGGCUCUAAAAUCCGGUGGUUUCGGUCUUCAAGCGACCAGCCAAGGUUUAUCAAUACGGUCACUUUUGACAGUAAGGAUGAAUGUCCCACGCUUGUUAUGGUUCACGGCUAUGGUGCUUCUCAAGGAUUCUUCUUUCGGAAUUUUGACGCCCUUGCUAGCCAUUUCCGGAUCAUUGCAAUUGAUCAGCUUGGGUGGGGUGGGUCAAGUAGACCUGGCUUUACAUGCAAAAGCACUGAAGAAACUGAAGCUUGGUUCAUUGAUUCCUUUGAGGAAUGGCGUAAAGCCAAAAAUCUUAGUAAUUUUAUUUUACUAGGACAUUCAUUUGGAGGAUAUGUUGCAGCAAAGUAUGCCCUCAAGCACCCGGAACAUGUUAAACACUUGGUUUUGAUAGGACCUGCUGGAUUUUCAUCAGAAUCAGAUGGAAAAUCCGAAUGGCUAACUCGAUUCAGAGCAACAUGGAAAGGAACCAUUUUGAACCAUCUCUGGGAGUCUAAUUUCACUCCUCAGAAGGUUGUCAGAGGCUUAGGCCCUUGGGGUCCAGAUCUAGUUCGCAGGUAUACAAGUGCUAGAUUUGGUACAUAUUCAACUGGGGACGUACUGACUGAAGAGGAGUCCAGGUUGCUUACAGAUUAUGUAUACCAUACUCUGGCCGCCAAAGCUAGUGGAGAAUUGUGCUUGAAGUAUAUAUUUUCCUUUGGAGCAUUUGCCCGGAUGCCCCUCCUUCGCAGUGCAUCUGAAUGGAAAGUGCCUACCACCUUUAUUUAUGGAUUUCAUGAUUGGAUGAAUUACCAAGGGGCACAGGAAGCUCGCAAAGAGAUGAAGGUUCCCUGUGAAAUCAUAAGGGUGCCACAGGGCGGUCACUUUGUUUUCAUAGACAACCCCUCUGGGUUCCAUUCGGCUGUCCUCUUUGCUUGCCGCAGAUUUCUUGCACCCAGCCUUGAUGAGCAAACACUCCCGGAAGGCCUAACUUCUGUAUAAGAACUUGUUAUAGAUUUUUAUUCGAUUUUGGUCCACAACGGCUGUGAGAUCUCUUCAAGUCUUCAUCUAGUUCUAAACAUAUGUAGCGGAGUGGUCCGAGUGGAUCCUUCUCAUUCUUUCCGUAUGUAAAUGUGCCAUUCAUUUAUAGGUAUUUACUAGCGGGACCUGUGCGAUGUACGGAAAAAUUCAUUAAUUCAGUAUUUUAGUUGUA